AUGCUCAGGAGCUUCUGUCUCCAGCUCAUGUCCUUGCUUUGGAUCCUCUUGGCGCAUCACCAGCUCGCCCAAGGUGAUGACUGCAGUGAGCGCUGCAACCUGGCCCAUGGCUGCUGCGACCAGGAUGGGAAGUGCAGGUGCGAUCCAGGCUGGGAGGGCGAGUACUGCGAGGAGUGCGUGCGCAUGCCGGGGUGCCUCCACGGGACCUGCCACCAGCCCUGGCAGUGCAUCUGUCACAGCGGCUGGGCCGGCAAGUUCUGCGACAAAGACAUACACAUCUGCGAACACCAGUCCCCGUGCCAGAACGGGGCUCAGUGCGUCUACGACCGAGACGGGGACUACUCCUGCCUGUGUCCAGAGGGCUUCCACGGGAAGGACUGUGAGAUGAAGGCAGGGCCGUGCGAGAAGGCAGGGUCUCCGUGCAAGAACGGGGGGCAGUGUCAAGACGAAAACGGCUUUGCCAGCAACUUCACCUGCCGGUGCCUCGCCGGCUUCGUGGGGGCUCUCUGCGAGCACGACGUGGACGACUGCCUGAUGCGCCCCUGUGCCAACGGUGCCACCUGCCACGACGGCAUCAACCGCUUCUCCUGCCAGUGCCAGGUGGGCUUCGAGGGGCGUUUCUGCACCAUCAACAUCAACGACUGCGCCAGCCAGCCCUGCAAGAACGGGGCAAAGUGCUACGACCGCAUCAACGACUAUGACUGCUUGUGUCCUGACCGUUUCACCGGCAAAACCUGCGAGAUCUCCGUCCCCGAGCCCACCUGGGCUCCCCCCUACCACCCUGCGAACCAGGAGAGCGGCGGGGCGAUGCGGAGCACCACCAGCGAGACGCCCCCCGGGGUGACGCAGCUGGAGCCCGUCAGGACUGCGGUCACGGGGCGGCGUGUGGCCAACCACAGCGAGAAGGUGCCGGGGGGCGGGUUGUUGAAAAUCUCUGUGAAGGAGGUGGUGACCCAGAGGGACUCCGGGCUGAGCGAAGCCCAGCUGGUGACGGUGCUGGUGUUCGGGGUGCUGACGGCGGUGCUGGUCCUCAUCACCGUCCUGCUCAUCCUGAGGAACUGGCAGAGGGGCCGUCAGAGGUCGAACUGGUGCCAAAGCCCUUCGCAGGCUGCCAGGAAGCUCCAAGACCAGGAGUGCCAGGUGGGCAUGCUGAACACCGUCCUGAUCGAGCCCAGGAAGACGACGGAGCUGUGAGCUGCGAGGACUCUGAGCCAGGCCCCGGCAGGUCGUCGUGCUGGCAGACCCCCUCGGACUGCGCCCCGGGCAGCUGUUCUGGUGCAAACUGGGGCAGCGAGCGCAUCGACGAAACCCCACGGCGCUGGGCACGGCACGACGUGUCCGAGCCAUCUCCGCCCGGCCGGCACAGCCAGCGCCCGCGGGAAUCGAGGCAGGGCCACGUGGGGCCAGCCCCACGAGGGAGCAGCGCCGGUACCGCUCCGACGUGAGCUCUCGGAGGAGGAGGACACGGCCGUCUCACAGACAUCUUCUGGCAGGCCCUUUGCAACUCCUCCCUGUGACUACUGGAAGUGGCUUUGCCCUGUUUCUGCUGGUGUUGGGGUGUUUCUUCUGGGGCCUUUGGGAUGGUUGCGUCUGCUCAGGGCUCUCUGCCCUGGGAUGGGACGGGGUCUCCCGGCGGUUUCUGGAGGCUGUCGUUUCAGAUGCCGUGUCCCUAAGGAGCGAGCAAACGCUGCUCUUGCUCCGCGGCCUCGUGGUUCUGUGAGCCAGUUCGAAGAGACUCUGGAGAUCACCUGGGGUCUCCUCCUGCUCUUUUCCUGCCGUGUGAUGGAUGCCCCCUCCUCUUGCUGUCAGCCUUGGCAUUACAAACGUGUUCCGUACCUUCCUCCUGAUGAUCCGUGGGGUCUUUUCCCCCCACUUACCGAGCCGUCCUUUCUGGCCUGGACGCAAACCACAAAGCUUCCCCAGCGCGCACUUCUGCUUCGCUGUUUGCUGACGGGGAGGAGCACAGCCUGCUCCCCUCCGGGGUCCUCAGGGCCUGAGCGGGUGCUUCUCACGUGCCCCUGCAGGUGAAACUGGAGAUGGAUGAGGCUGGAGAUGGGCUGUGGCUGGGUUAGGAGCAAGACAAGAUCCAGACCCUCGUUUCCCCUGCCAGCCACGCCAAGGCAGGCUGCCAGCACUAACCUCAAACCAGCCACCGCAGUGCUUCUUGAUACAAACCAGGCCACGCUCCCCGCCGUGGCUGUGACGAGCCCGGGACGACUGUAGGAAGCAGACAGAGCACUGCCUUCCCCUCCGUUGCUAAAGCACAGCUGAGAGGCAGCAGAUUGCCGUGGCACUUAGUCCGCGCACCAGGUCUGCUCUGCCUUUUCUGGUUUGGUGCGCAGCAAUCAGCGCCUCCCUGCCAGGAUUUUCUGCGCCGCCUCCUCAUGGGAACCGGGGGUUAAGCAGUGGAUCCCUUACAAACAAAGCAAAGCAAAACAAAGCAAAAUAAACCCUACUACUGGCCUGUAGGGCUGCAGAGCUGAGUUCAAGGCGAUGUGCAAAGAGAGUGGACAGAGGAGCUGAACUGCUCAGCCAGGAGGGAGGCCUGGGAGAAGGGGCUGGGGCUUCAUCAGAAAGAUUAUUUUUUUAAUACAUGGAUGGAUGAUGUACCUUUAUCAAAUAAAACAAAUACAAGCCCAG
Messenger RNA from Cygnus atratus (black swan), 2640 nucleotides. It is a transcript of the gene DLK2, whose product is annotated as delta like non-canonical Notch ligand 2. Bases 1 to 1194 code for a protein of 397 amino acids. Gene Ontology annotation, biological process: heterophilic cell-cell adhesion; establishment or maintenance of epithelial cell apical/basal polarity. The transcript has 5 exons. NCBI's taxonomy places the organism in Eukaryota, Metazoa, Chordata, Aves, Anseriformes, Anatidae. Gene Ontology annotation, cellular component: plasma membrane; protein-containing complex. The record is from RefSeq and is a predicted model, not a curated record. Gene Ontology annotation, molecular function: calcium ion binding.